Hibiscus syriacus is the source of this 1105-nucleotide messenger RNA. RefSeq lists its product as uncharacterized. Bases 1 to 1083 code for a protein of 360 amino acids. The record is from RefSeq and is a predicted model, not a curated record. The transcript has 7 exons. Lineage: Eukaryota; Viridiplantae; Streptophyta; Magnoliopsida; Malvales; Malvaceae.
AUGGAGUUGCCGGUGAUAGAUCUAGCGCCUUAUUUGGAGGUUGCCGCCGAAGGUGACUCGUUGCCGAAGCGAGCGAGUGGACUCACCGAGUUGUGCCGCGAGGUGAGUCGAAUCCUUAAGGAAACGGGGGCUUUACUCGUUAAAGAUCCGCGGUGUACGGUGGAAGAUAACGAUAGGUUCAUUGAUAUGAUGGAGAAGUACUUCGAGAAGCCGGACGAGUUCAAGCGCCUGCAGGAGCGUCCCUCUUUACAUUAUCAGGUAGGAGUAACACCAGAAGGAGUGGAAGUUCCAAGAAGCCUGGUUGAUGAAGAAAUGCAAGCAAAGUUGAGGGCAAUGCCCAAAGAAAACCAACCAUUAACUCCCAAAGGCCCUGAUCCCAAGUGGCGAUACAUGUGGAGAGUGGGCCCUCGCCCUUCAAAGACCCGCUUUCAGGAGCUUAAUUCAGAACCCGUCAUACCUGAAGGUUUCCCUGAAUGGAAAGAGACUAUGGACUCAUGGGGGUACAAAAUGAUAUCAGCGAUAGAGGCUGUUGCUGAAAUGGCGGCAAUAGGGUUUGGGUUGCCAAAAGAUGCAUUUACUUCCCUUAUGAAGCAGGGGCCGCAUCUUCUAGCUCCAACAGGGAGUGACCUCAGAAGUUAUGGGCAGGAGGGCACUGUUUUCGCUGGCUACCACUAUGACCUUAACUUUCUAACUAUCCAUGGCAGAAGCAGAUUCCCUGGUCUAAAUAUCUGGUUAAGGAAUGGGCAAAAGAUCGAGGUGAAGGUUCCGGUAGGAUGUCUUCUAAUUCAAACCGGGAAGCAGAUAGAAUGGUUGACUGCUGGCGAGUGCACUGGCGGCAUGCAUGAAGUUGUCGUCACAAAGAGGACAAUCGAGGCUAUAAAGUUAGCAACGGAGCAAAAUCGUAGCCUAUGGAGAGUAUCCUCAACAUUGUUCGCACACAUAGCUUCGGAUGCCGUUUUACAGCCACUCGGACACUUUUCGAAAACACCCCUUGCUAGCAAAUAUCCACCGAUAUGCGCCGGAGAAUUUGUCGAACUAGAGCUUGCAGUAAUUAACCUUAAAGGAAACAAAGGAGAAUCAUGAAAAAAACUGGUUUCUGUUACAU